ACCUUGUAGCUCUGACGAAAGUGAGUGACAGUGGGGAAGUGCAUCUGGCGGUACCGCAUCCCGUCCUCUAGGACUGUAACCGGUGAUAAUUCGGCCACUGUCGACUGGAUUUAAACGGGCCAUAGGCAGAGUGUCAGCCAGUUCCCUCCAGAAACUUCCACAUCCCGGGAUUUUAGCGGGGAAAAAAAGCUGAUAAAACAUGAACGAGAGUGAGCUCAGUUCCCUGCCGGUGGAGUACGACUUCGAGCGACGUUUCGACGAACGACGAGCCCUGGAAUGGAUGCAGGAGAACUGGUGCACGUCAUUCAUGUUCUGUGGCCUGUAUGCUGCGCUCGUAUUCGGCGGUCAGCACUUCAUGAGGGAGAGGCCGAAGCUGAACCUGCGACGCCCGUUAGCCCUGUGGUCGCUCAGCCUGGCCAUCUUCAGUAUCAUAGGAGCUUUCAGGACCGGACUCUACAUGCUUCACGUCCUCACAACCAGCGGCUUCAGACAGUCGGUGUGUGACACCAGUUUCUACAGCGCCCCCAUCACCAAAUUCUGGGCAUACGCCUUCGUUCUCAGCAAGGCCCCCGAGCUGGGUGACACUGUGUUCAUCGUACUGCGGAAGCAGCGCCUCAUCUUCCUGCACUGGUACCACCACAUCACCGUGCUUCUCUACUCCUGGUACUCCUACAAGGACCAGGUAGCGGGUGGCGGCUGGUUCAUGACCAUGAACUACAUGGUUCACUCUUUCAUGUACACGUAUUAUGCGGCCCGGGCGGCCGGCCUGCGGGUGCCCCGACCCUGCGCCAUGAUCAUCACGGCCACCCAGAUCCUGCAGAUGGUGAUGGGGCUGGCCGUGGUGGGCCUGGUGUACUACUGGAUGAACGAGGUGCGCUGUCCGUCCAACCUGGGCAACAUCACAUGGGGGUCUCUCAUGUACCUCAGCUACUUGAUCCUGUUUGCCUCGUUCUUCUACAACUCCUACCUCAAAGGCUCCUCCAGCGGCAAAGGAUCUAAGUCAGAGUAGCAUGUCUGCACUGUGCUCAACAGUCGUCUCAAAGAGUGCCAUAUGCAGAAAUGACCAACAGUGAGGGGCCAUGAAUGUGUGAGUCUCAACUAGGCAACUGGUUGCUCGGUCCUCCUCUUGUUAGGACUUUUUCCAGGCAUCUGUAGCUCAAAACAAUGAUACAUCUGUGGAUUUAGAGCAGUAGGAAGGAAGGAAAGAGGAGACCGGUUCAGACUCAGCACAGCUUAAAUAUAAUUUCAUGAUUAGUUGUUAGUACACAAUGUAAUAUUAUUAUAGAAGCAUAUGAGGGAGAACCGUGUUUUUUUAAGACUAACACAGCACUCAUUUAAAUCAUUUAAAUUAUUGUCUUGGCAAAUCACACUCUUGACCAGUAUAAAAAAAUCAGCCAUAUGAGGGCCAAGUUUAUGUCAGAGGUUUGCAUUUUUGUAUUGUAAUGAAGAGAUGUAUACCUAAAAGCUCUGAACUAGUAAGAAGUACCUAAGCUUUUUAAAUUGUUUAAGGAGUUGUUCAACAUUUUGUGAAAUAGUCAUAACAUGAGAAAUUCCAUAUUUAGCCUGGUUUAUAUUUCUGGAUAUGAUCGACACAGAAAUACAAGGCCCUGUUUAUAUGACAACAAUUUUGCUAAAAACUCAAAUGUCAGUCCUUCGUGUUUUAAAAAGGUUCAGUAGAUGGCAGUGUAACUUGAUGAAUUUGCAGCACAAAUACAGCUUUAUAGUCCGCCAUAGAUGUUGCUGUUCUUUUGUUUGUGCAUUGCUAUUAGGCUGAAUACAUAAUAGCCAAGCAUGAGGUGGGGCAGUGUUCACAGUUUUCAUAAGAACUGACAGGUUCAAAAGAUUACAAUCUGAAACCCAGUUUCAAAGGUUUGCAUUUUCACGCCCUCAAGACCUGGUGAAUGAAAGGCUAAACCGCUACAAAUGUUUACAGUUUUAUGCAAAAACCGUUGUGGUGUAAACAGGGCCUGAACAAAUCAUUAGUCUUAUGUCUGGAGUCAGGAAGUAGUGGUUAGCGUAGCUUAGCAUAAAGACUGAAGGCAGGUGGGAACAGCUAGCUCUGUCUAAAGAAAAAAACACGUACAAAAACCUCUAAAACUUUAAUUAAAUUUAAAUGCUGUGCUGGUUGCACAGGUUUUGGCUCAUAUGGACGUCAGUGCACAGUCACAUUCAAGCACAAACAUUUCCUUUCACAUCAUUGUUUGUGUACUGAUUUAAAAAGUGAUACAGCAUGUUAAUUUGUAAGCUUUUCAAGUGUUGGUAGUGUUAUUUUUCUCUUUCCACAGAGUCACGUUAGCCAUUUCCUCCUGCCUCCUGUUUUUACAUUUAGCUGGGUGAACCACAUCCUGACUUAAUGCACGCAGGAGUGCUGAGAUCGAUUUUCUCAACUAAUGCUCAGAUGGAAACCAAAUAAGCUUAUUCCCCAAAAUGUUGAACUGUUCCUUUAAAAUCGUGUGUGUUUUAGCCUUUAGCAUAACUGUAGUCUGCAGAAUAGUAACAUUAGGAUUACCAGAA
This is a messenger RNA of Lates calcarifer (barramundi perch), 2514 nucleotides long. RefSeq names its product elongation of very long chain fatty acids protein 6. The coding region runs from base 200 to 1009 and encodes 269 amino acids. Gene Ontology annotation, cellular component: endoplasmic reticulum; endoplasmic reticulum membrane. Gene Ontology annotation, biological process: fatty acid elongation, saturated fatty acid; fatty acid elongation, polyunsaturated fatty acid; sphingolipid biosynthetic process. The transcript is spliced from 4 exons. NCBI's taxonomy places the organism in Eukaryota, Metazoa, Chordata, Actinopteri, Centropomidae. The record is from RefSeq and is a predicted model, not a curated record. Gene Ontology annotation, molecular function: fatty acid elongase activity.